AUGGAUCCCUACGACAGCGACUCCAGCAUUGAGGAGGACGGUGACUUCUCCGAGACCGGCGUGCUGCUCGGGUAUGCCGCGGAGGACGUGAUUGAGGACACAAUCAGCCAUCUGGGCGGUCAUCCGACAUGGCUCGACAACACAACCCCGCCACCAGGCGACUUCGCCAACUGCAACGUCUGCAAUCAGCCUAUGCUGCUCCUCCUCGAGCUGCACGGCGAUUUGCCGGACCAUUUCCCGAAUGACGAACGCCGCUUGUACAUAUUUGGAUGUCCGCGCAAACCAUGCAAUCGGAAGCCUGGCAGCAUUCGGGCGUUUCGUGCGACGCGGAAGGUGACUUUGGAACGGGCGCAGCAGAAACCUGCGGAGGAAAACGAACCACCAGCACCAGCGCCAGAAGCUGAAGCGAAACCGAAGCCAGAUCUCGGAGCUAGCCUUUUUGGUGCGACUUCUUUGACAAAUACUGUCUCCUCCAACCCGAACCCUUUCUCAUCGAGCACCGUGGACGCUCCGGCUAAUCCAUUUGCGACGCCCACGCCUGGCCUCGCCCCCGCAACGGAGAAGACCAAAACAAACGCCGCAAGUACAUUGGCUGAGACAUUCGCCGACAAAGUGCGCAUUUCAUCCCCUGCACCACCGGCACCACAGAACAACCCAAAACCAACUCCCGAGUCCAACGGACCCGCCCCUCCCUGGCCGGCCCAGUCCGACUUCCCAGCACCAUACAAACACUAUUACCUGGACGCCGAAUACGAGACCCUCUCGCGGCCAUCCACACCCGCCAUCCCCGAGAACGUGACCAUGGAACCCAUGGACGAAGAAGGCAGCGGCGGCGCCGAACUAAAAGACACAUUCGAGUCCGAGCUCGACAAGGCAUUCAUGAAAUUUUCUACCCGCCUCGCGCACAACCCGGAGCAAGUGCUGAGGUAUGAGUUCCGCGGCUCGCCGCUACUGUACUCGCAUACCGACGCCGUGGGUCGUUGUCUGCAUGCUCACUCUGAUGGCAAUGGCAAUGAGCGCAUCACAACGGUCGGUGGUGGUGCGCAUAUGCCGCGCUGCGAGUACUGUGGUAGCGAGCGGGUGUUUGAGUUGCAGCUUGUGCCGCAUGCUAUCAGUAUGCUGGAGGAGGGUCGUGAGGGCGUUGGGCUGGGGAAGGAGGAUGCGGGCAUGGAGUGGGGAGCUAUUAUCCUGGGGGUGUGUGCUCAGGACUGCGCGCCGUCGAGUCCGGGGCAGACUGGGUGGAGGGAGGAGUGGGCAGGUGUGCAAUGGGAGGAGAUGAAGUAG
Molecule: messenger RNA, 1284 nt
Organism: Penicillium lagena
Lineage: Eukaryota; Fungi; Ascomycota; Eurotiomycetes; Eurotiales; Aspergillaceae
Product: small subunit rRNA maturation protein TSR4
Exons: 2
Coding region: 1-1284 (427 amino acids)
Biological process (GO): maturation of SSU-rRNA
Cellular component (GO): cytoplasm
Source: RefSeq, a predicted model, not a curated record